AUGCAUGCCGAGCCAAACCCUGAGGGAAACUAUCCAAACCCCAACGCCUUGACUGCCGAUUCUCUUUCGUUUACCAAGAAGUACAUGAUUCUGUGUGCGUGUUGGUUUGCACCUGAGAAGCCCAAAAUGACGACGUUCUUGAAACCAACAAUGAUGGCACUUGACAAGAUCUACAGACAGGGAAUAGUGGUUAAAGUGUCACCGACCGAAACGGCUACUGUACGUGGGCUGCUGAUGAUGGCGGUGAUGGACCUACCAGCCAAGGCCAAGGCACUGGUAAUGAAACAGUUCAAUGGGAUGUACGGAUGUAAUGAAUGUGGAGAUUCUGGCAAGAAUCCAGACGGCUCCAACAACAGUCUUCAUCGCAUAUGGCCCUACACCGCUGACAUGACGAUGAGAAGUCACCGGUCUAUCAUUGAGAAUGUCAGGGAAACACUGAGCCGAUCCAAUCCGGGAAAUGCUGUUAUGGGCAUUAUGGGGGCCAGCGUGUUCCUGAGGUACCAUGCUCUGGAUAUGUCUAAUUCUUUCCCAGUGGACUGGAUGCACGCUGUUCUCCUAGGGGUAGCAAAAACAAUGUUGGAGCUCUGGUUUUCGCCACAGAGUUACGGCGAACCAUUCAACAUAUCUAAGUCUAUACCUGAUCUGAAUAAGCAGCUGCUUGCCCUGAAGGUACCUGACUGUAUCUCUCACCGACCGAGAAGUAUCACAGAAAAACAUCACUGGAAAGCCAGUGAAUUCCGAUCAUGGCUUCUGUAUUACUCCAUGCCUCUUCUGCACGAUGUCCUGCCAGCUGAGUACGUCGCCCACUACUUCCUGCUGGUGAGUGCCAUUUGGACACUGGCCAGCGAUGAUAUCACGACAGCUGACCUGACGACAGCAGGGUUGCGAUUGGAUGCAUUCUGCAAGUCAUUUGAGGAACUCUAUGGAGAGCGUCGGCAGACAAUGAACAUCCACAAACUCCGGCACCUCCAGAUGUAUGUGGAAAUGUAUGGGCCUGUAUGGACCACAAGCCUGUUUGGAUUUGAAUCGAUGAAUGGUCACCUGAAGCGGAUGGUGCAUGGUACACGCUUCAUCGUCACUCAGAUCACGUUCACGAAAUCCAUGAGCUGGGGGCUACAGCGAGUGGCAGCAGCCAUGGAAAAUAUCCAUGAGCGAAAGGGAGUUGUCAAGUUGGCCCAACGACUUACCAGUGUUGCUGAAAGACCUAACUCGACGAGACUGUGCAGUGGCUUGUAUCUCCUUGGAAACCCGGUUGACAGGCACGUACACGAGGAGCACCUGGAGGCCGUACGAACAGCAGUAGGCCAUGUGGACAACACCAUCAAGUACCCCUACUUCCAUCGUAUAGAACUCAACGGUCAAGCCAUAUACAGCCGGGAAUAUGGCAGGGAGAAGACAAGAAACAGCAGGACAGUGGAGUUCGAGGUGGAUGGAGCCGUCCACUUUGGCGAAGUUGUCACUUUCUGCAAUAUUGGUACCACUCAUCUGGCGGUGUUGCAAGAUCUCUUGCCGAUAGCAACCCCCCUCAUCGACUGUUCGGUUGUGCAGAACUUAACCAUUAAAGUCGCAUUGCAGAGACCCCUAAGUGAAAAGGUGUUCGAGGUGAGGCGAGGAGAUACGUAUAGGGCAGUUCCUAUCACGUCUCUAAGACGGAAAUGUGUCUUUAUGUCCACAGGGGUACGAACGUACAUAGGGAGAUUCCCAAAUGUAGUAGAGAAAGACUAGCGUGUAGAUUAUGCUUUAACGUCUGAACACGGCAAAAUGUUUUAUAUGCCAUUUCCCGUAAACGUCGCAUCGGUAGAGCAACAUUGUGACCGAGAAAACUGUGUGACAAAACUAACGAUGUAAGUACGUCGCAAUAAUGCGGGAAUGAGUUUUGCUUUAGGCACCUGGUGCGGGCAACAAAGCGGAAUAAGGAUCGGUGUGAAUUCGGUCUGUAAAACCUCUGCCGUGCAUGUUGCCGAAAUGUUGUUGCUAUUGUGUUUCUAGUAAGAUUUUUUACAUAUAUGUACAUUACUAUUUCUCAGUAUGCCAGUUACAAAUGUACAAACUUCUAGUUAUUCUGUAAAUAAUGUGAUGUGACAUGCUGGUAAUUCAGGACACAGCAUAUACCAUGUGCAAACCAACUGUCAUAACGGGAACCUGGCAUAUGAAAGAGAAUGUAUAAUAUUGAAGACUGUAACGAUCGCAGAGUUGUUAUUGUAUUAAAACACUGACAAUAUAACGAUAUAUGUACCAA
Branchiostoma floridae (Florida lancelet) is the source of this 2239-nucleotide messenger RNA. RefSeq lists its product as uncharacterized. The transcript is spliced from 11 exons. Bases 1 to 1725 code for a protein of 574 amino acids. Lineage: Eukaryota; Metazoa; Chordata; Leptocardii; Amphioxiformes; Branchiostomatidae. The record is from RefSeq and is a predicted model, not a curated record.